CCAGGAAUUAUUGACAUUCCAUUUUUUUUUUUUUACAUGAGCAUUUAUCAAAAUGAAGACGUCACAUGUCCCCGCCGGACCGUGGCCGACCGAUCGAACAUGAAAAAGAGUCUCGUGUCGGUGGCGUGAAAAGCGGAUUCGAAGCGCCGCCGUUGUUGUUGUUUUUGCAAAUCAACACGAUGAAGCACAUUUGGAACAGUUUUAGUUUUCACUUUUCUCCGUUACAGCUUGAUUCCAAGAUGGGACUGAAAUAUUUGGGGGAGGGAUUUUUGGAAUAUAACAACAUUUAAAAAAGCGACUUUUACUGUAUUCACAAUGUUUGACUUCACCUUUCACUCUUAAUAAUACGCCAGCUGACCUUUUAUUUGGGGUUAAUCAGAGGAAACGUUCAUUGUGAACACAGCCGCAUCCUCACUCAUAGGAGGGUGUGCGCACUUAGGCAACCGCAUUAUCGCAGUUAUUUUUAGACGUCCUUAAAGUUUUUCGUGAGCGCAAUUAACGAGCCAACGCGCAGCUGAGCAACUCAUCAGCAUCCGUUUCUAAUCCAACAUGUGAAAUAUGAGCAAAAUCCGUGCGGCUGUUUUGGGCCGCUCCAAUCCAAAUCGAGUCCACGUUCACAUUGGCGGCGUGGCGCUAAUUGUGCGUUUCCUCUGGCAUUUUCCCAGGCCAGGAGUGUUUCGGCAGCAAAGAGGAGCGUGACGGCUUACGGCUUCUUCAUGUGACCCCACGCCGCUCGUCCUCCUCUUCCUCCUCAAUCCCUCCCCCCUACUGCGUCCAAAAAGACUCCUGCACAUCCAGCUUGCACCAUUUGCCACUGUGACUCCGCUCGCCUUUGGGAAUUUUUCUCCACCCCUCCCCCCCCCAUCCCCGAGCGGAUAAUUGGCAGCACCACUUUGUCGUUUUGUGGGGAAAUGGGGGGCGCGCAGUCAGGGCGUGAAGAAGACGAGCCAGGCCAGGAUGCUGCAGAGUGCCGAGCGGAGGAUGUGCAACCCUGUGCUGAUGACAAGCUUCGCAAAAACGACGUUGCUGGAAAAUCAGAUGCCCCGUUGGUGGAAGUCAAUAGUAUCUUUGAAGAUGACAUAAAUGAUGAAGAUGACGAGUUUUCAGAAAAGCCGCCUAGAGAAGUAGAGACACUGCUAGAAAAUGUCGUAGUGAACGAGGAGUCAAUCAAAGAAACCGAAGAAGAAAUAUCCUUAGACAUGACUGAAGUGAAAGCCAAACACAAUGACAUCAAUGAGAGCUUUAAGACGUUCUUCAGCAAGGUUGGCUUGAAGUUCACAUUGAAACGAGGCUCUCGAGACCACGGUGAGAUCGGAGAAGGCGGCCCCGAAUCCACUGAGGUCAAGAACCCUGCUUACCAAAUCCAAGACGACAGAACCCAAGUGGACAUAGCACAUGAGAGUCAAAAUGACAAUUCAACAUGUCCGACCAGGGGGGAAACAAAAGUCCUAGAAGAUUUCCAAAACGAGGCAGACAGCCCUGACGACGAAUGGACACACAUCGACAUGCCGUCGGAACGGGAACCUUCGUCUCUGUCUGGCGCCAAAGAGGAUGUGACUAUGUCACCUAUUAAAAAGUUUUUCACCACGGGAAUCUUCGCGGGAUUGCGGAAAAAGAGCGCGUCUUUGGAAGAUGAGAUCAUGACGAGAGAGCUGGUUGUACAGGAAAUCGGAGCAACUGCAAAAGAAAUUACCUACCACCAACCGGAGGACACAGAUAAUACUGUAGAAACAGUAGUUGAUGGAGACCAGGAAGAAAAUCCAUCAACAAACAUAGUAAGCGAGCCUGAAACCCCCAAAGACAUCGGAGAUGUUCCGUCGAGUCCUCAGAAGAUGCUUCUGUUGGCCUCGAGUCUGAUGAAGCUGAAAAGGCAAAAAGACACAAAACCGUCCGAGGGUGAAGAAUAUAAAACAUCCAGUGACUCGGACCAUCUUUUGUCACCGACGGACAUGGCAGAGAACAAUAAAAACCAAAGUCCUGCAGAAAAAACUGUAGAAGAGGAGGAAAGUCCAUGGGCCACUUUUAAGAAACUCUUAUCUCCCAAAAAGCGAGUGAACAGGUCCGCCUUGAGCAACGACGUCAUGCAAACCCUGAUGGCCAAAGACAAAUCGGAGCUCAGCGAAGGAUAUGACAUAGAGUGCAGCGUUGACGAGGGCAAAAAGCGGAAAGAUUCGGCCAUUUCCUGGGACGCUAUUUUAUGUGGAAGUCACACAGCGUCGGACCCUGUCGACGAAACACCAAGUGAUAAUGUAAAUGUUGUGCAAGCAGCACAACAUUUUGACAACAAUGGUGAGGUUUUAGCUUCUUCUACCAAAGGAGCCGGAAGUCCAGCUGAGGGCGACGUAGGGUCAGCUUGGAAUGCCUUCAAAAGACUUAUGAGCCCAAAAAGGAGAGCCAAGCCUGAGGAAGAAAGGCAACACAGUCCUGAAACUGACGACAUGCAAGAAAACAUCUCAUUUUCGGCUAAGAUUUUCCCGACAUUGAAGAAGAGAAAGUCUGUCUCACAAAAAGACCAAGAAGCACCUUCGUAUGAGGUGGAUCAGGAGCUCACGCCAGGUGACCUUAACUGGCCAGCGGUUGUUCCCUUGUCCAAUUAUGACACUGUUGAGAAAGAACCAAAAGAGGAGACUGAAACAUCCGUAAAACCUGAUUUUCAACUCAACCAAGACUUCCUCCCUGAGGUGACAGAAGCAGCUCAACCUUUGGACAAUCUAGCGACCCAAGAAACCCAACACGAUGUUGAUGCCUUAGAAAAUGAGGCCACAUAUGAAGACCUGGCAGACCGCACAGAGUUCAUCGGAAAACCACUGAGUGAUAUUCCGGAGGAAGGUGAUCUUACAGAGAGCACCACAGCAAACGAUCCGAUCGAGAUUACAUCAAAGGCCGUUACUGCACCGGAGUCUGCGUAUGUUAGCCUCGGCGACGAUAGCAAGAUGAUCUCUGCGCUCUCCCAGCUGUCAGAACCUACAUCGGGCUCGACCACAGCGGUUCUGACAGAAUGCCAAGUAAAGGAAACAGAAGAGUUUCUACAGCAGGUUGUUGAGAGCAUCUCCACUAAGUCAGAGGCAGAUUCGCUUUGUUUAAAUAAGAUGGUUUGUUCUGCCUCAAGUGACACACUUCAAACAUUUGGAGAGGAUUCACAACUACGUGAAGCCCAAAAAUGGGAUGUAACCACAACCAGGAUGGAUGUGGUUGUAAAUGAAAUGGAAGCAGCAACAGAUAAAACACAGACCACCGAAAUUACACCUCCAAUUCCUACAAAGGAGCUUGACACCCAGGGAACUACAGGUGCAAUUUCUACAGAGGAGCUCGACACCAAGGAAAUCACAACUCCCAUUGCUACGGAGGAGUUCGAUACAGCGGAAAUCACACCUCAGAUUCCACUGGAGGACCUCGAUACCAAAGAAAUCACACCUCAGAUUCCAACAGAGGAGCUGGAGGCGCAGAAAAUCGCAACUCCCCUUCCUACUGAGAAGCUUGACCCAGAGGAAAUCAAACCAACUUCUAUCGAGGAGCUCAACACCCAGGAAAUCACAAUUGCCAUUCCUCCCGAGAAACUUGACACUGAGGAAAUAAAACCUCCUACUUGUACAGAGGAGCACGACACAGACGAAAUUAAACCUCAUAUUCUGACGGACGAGCUUGAAACAAUGGAAAUUACAGCUCCCUUUCCUGAUGAGGAGAUUGACACCAAAGAAAUCACAACCCUCAUUCCUAACAAGGAGCUUGACACCCAGGAAAUUACACCACCUACUCCUCCCGAGAAGCUCGACACACAAGAAAUCACAACUCCCAUUCCUCCCGAGAAACAUGACACUGAGGAAAUCACAACUGUCAUUCCUACCAAGGAGCUAGACACCCGGGAAAUUGCACCUCCUACUCCUACUGAGAAGCUUGACACCCAGGAAAUCAUGACUCCCAUUCCUCCUGAGAAACUCGACACAGAGGAAAUCAAACCUAUUUUUACCGAGGAGUGUGACACAGAGGAAAUUACGCCUUAUAUUCCAACGGUGGAGCUCGACACCAUGGAAAUGACACUUCUCAUUCCUACCAAGAAGCUCGACACCCAGGAAAUCCUCAUUCCUCCCGAGAAACUUGACACAGAGGUAAUCACAACUGUGAUUCCAACCAAGGAGCCUGACAUCCAGGAGAUUACAUCUCCUACUCCUACUGGGAAGGUUGACACUGAGGAAAUAAAACCUCCUACUUGUACCGAGGAGCAUGACACAGAGGAAAUUAAACCUCAGAUUCUGACGGACGAGCUUGAAACCAUAAAAAUUACAACUCUCAUUCCAAACGAGAUUGACACCAAAGAAAUCACAACCCUCAUUCAUACCAAGGAGCUUGACACCCAGGAAAUCACAACUACCAUUCCUCCAGAGAAACUUGACACAGAGGAAAUUACAUCUCAGAUUCCAACAGAGGAGUUUAACACCAAGGAAAUCACAACACCCAUUCCUUCAGAGAAGCUUGAUACCGAGGAACUCAAACCUACUUCUACCGAGGGGCAUGACACAAAGAAAAUUGCACCUCAGGUUACAACGAAGGGGUACGACACCAAGGAAGUUGUAACUCUAAUUUAUACCAAAGAGCUCAUCACAACUCCAAGUCCUACCAAGGAUCUCGACACCAAGAAAAUUGCACUUCCCAGUCUUACUGAAGAGCUUGACACCCAAGAAAUUACACUUCCUACUGAGGAGCUCCAUGCCAAGGAGAUCACAACUCUUAUUCCUAUCAAGGAACUGGACACUGAAGAAAUCACACCUCCUACUCUUACCGAGGAGCAUAACACUGUGGAAAUGACACCUUUUAUUCCUACAGAGGAGCUUGACAUCAAGGAAAUUAUAUCUUCAAUUAUUAGAGAGGAAAUUAGAACCACAAUUCAAAAAGAAGAGGUUGACACCAAAGAAAUCACUCCUCCCAUUCUUACCGAGGAGCUCAACACCCAGGAAAUCGUGCCUCCUAUUCCUACCCAGGAACUCGACACUAACAAAAUGACAAUUCCAAUUUCUACCGAGGAGCUCCACACGCAGGUAAACAGACCACUUACGCUUAAUGAGGAACAUGACAAAAAAAUUAGACCACCAAUUCCCACAGAGGAGCUCGACGUCAAGGAAUUCUCAACUCCCAUUCCUACCAAGGAACAUCACACAGAGGAAAUUACACCUCCCAUUCCUACCAAAGAUCUUGACACAGAGGAAAUUGUGCCACCGAUUCCUAGUGAAAAGUCAGAGACCGAGGAAAUAACACCUCCCGUUCCUACCAAAGAGCUUGACACAGAGGAAAUUGUGCCACCGAUUCCUAGUGAAAAGUCAGAGACCGAGGAAAUAACACCUCCCGUUCCUACCAAAGAGCUUGACACAGAGGAAAUUGUGCCACAGAUUCCUAGUGAAAAGUCAGAGACCGAGGAAAUAACACCUCCCGUUCCUACCAAAGAGCUUGACACAGAGGAAAUCGUGCCACUGAUUCCUAGUGAAAAGUCAGAGACCGAGGAAAUAACACCUCCCGUUCCUACCAAAGAGCUUGACACAGAGGAAAUCGUGCCACCGAUUCCUAGUGAAAAGUCAGAGACCGAGGAAAUAACACCUCCCCUUCCUACCAAAGAGCUUGACACAGAGGAAAUUGUGCCACCGAUUCCAAGUGAAAAGUCAGAGACUGAGGAAAUAACACCUCCCGUUCCUACCAAAGAGCUUGACACAGAGGAAACUGUGCCACCGAUUCCUACUGAAAAGUCAGACACCGAGGAAAUAACACCUCCCAUUCCUACCAAAGAGCUUGAGACAGAGGAAAUUGUGCCACCGAUUCCUAGUGAAAAGUCAGAGACCGAGGAAAUAACACCUCCCGUUCCUACCAAAGAGCUUGACACAGAGGAAAUUGUGCCACAGAUUCCUAGUGAAAAGUCAGAGACCGAGGAAAUAACACCUCCCAUUCCUACCAAAGAGCUUGAGACAGAGGAAAUUGUGCCACCGAUUCCUAGUGAAAAGUCAGACAGCGAGGAAAUUGCACCUCCCGUUCCUACCAAAGAGCUUGACACAGAGGAAAUUGUGCCACCGAUUCCUAGUGAAAAGUCAGAGACCGAGGAAAUAACACCUCCCGUUCCUACCAAAGAGCUUGACACAGAGGAAAUUGUGCCACAGAUUCCUAGUGAAAAGUCAGAGACCGAGGAAAUAACACCUCCCGUUCCUACCAAAGAGCUUGACACAGAGGAAAUCGUGCCACCGAUUCCUAGUGAAAAGUCAGAGACCGAGGAAAUAACACCUCGCGUUCCUACCAAAGAGCUUGACACAGAGGAAAUUGUGCCACCGAUUCCUAGUGAAAAGUCCGAGACUAAGGAAAUAACACCUCCCGUUCCUACCAAAGAGCUUGACACAGAGGAAAUUGUGCCACCGAUUCCUAGUGAAAAGUCAGAGACCGAGGAAAUAACACCUCCCCUUCCUACCAAAGAGCUUGACACAGAGGAAAUUGUGCCACCGAUUCCAAGUGAAAAGUCAGAGACUGAGGAAAUAACACCUCCCGUUCCUACCAAAGAGCUUGACACAGAGGAAACUGUGCCACCGAUUCCUACUGAAAAGUCAGACACCGAGGAAAUAACACCUCCCAUUCCUACCAAAGAGCUUGAGACAGAGGAAAUUGUGCCACCGAUUCCUAGUGAAAAGUCAGAGACCGAGGAAAUAACACCUCCCGUUCCUACCAAAGAGCUUGACACAGAGGAAAUUGUGCCACAGAUUCCUAGUGAAAAGUCAGAGACCGAGGAAAUAACACCUCGCGUUCCUACCAAAGAGCUUGACACAGAGGAAAUUGUCCCACCGAUUCCUAGUGAAAAGUCCGAGACUGAGGAAAUAACACCUCCCGUUCCUACCAAAGAGCUUGACACAGAGGAAAUUGUGCCACCGAUUCCUAGUGAAAAGUCAGAGACCGAGGAAAUAACACCUCCCGUUCCUACCAAAGAGCUUGACACAGAGGAAAUUGUGCCACCGAUUCCAAAGCUUGACACAGAGGAAACUGUGCCACCGAUUCCUAGUGAAAAGUCAGAGACCGAGGAAAUAACACCUCCCGUUCCUACCAAAGAGCUUGACACAGAGGAAACUGUGCCACCGAUUCCUAGUGAAAAGUCAGAGACCGAGGAAAUAACACCUCCCGUUCCUACCAAAGAGCUUGACACAGAGGAAAUUGUGCCACCGAUUCCUAGUGAAAAGUCAGAGACCGAGGAAAUAACACCUCCCGUUCCUACCAAAGAGCUUGACACAGAGGAAAUUGUGCCACCGAUUCCUAGUGAAAAGUCAGAGACCGAGGAAAUAACACCUCCCGUUCCUACCAAAGAGCUUGACACAGAGGAAAUUGUGCCACCGAUUCCUAGUGAAAAGUCAGAGACCGAGGAAAUAACACCUCCCGUUCCUACCAAAGAGCUUGACACAGAGGAAAUUGUGCCACCGAUUCCUAGUGAAAAGUCAGAGACCGAGGAAAUAACACCUCCCCUUCCUACCAAAGAGCUUGACACAGAGGAAAUUGUGCCACCGAUUCCAAGUGAAAAGUCAGAGACCGAGGAAAUAACACCUCCCGUUCCUACCAAAGAGCUUGACACAGAGGAAAUUGUGCCACCGAUUCCUAGUGAAAAGUCAGAGACCGAGGAAAUAACACCUCCCGUUCCUACCAAAGAGCUUGACACAGAGGAAAUUGUGCCACCGAUUCCUAGUGAAAAGUCAGAGACCGAGGAAAUAACACCUCCCGUUCCUACCAAAGAGCUUGACACAGAGGAAAUUGUGCCACCGAUUCCUAGUGAAAAGUCAGAGACCGAGGAAAUAACACCUCCCGUUCCUACCAAAGAGCUUGACACAGAGGAAAUUGUGCCACCGAUUCCUAGUGAAAAGUCAGAGACCGAGGAAAUAACACCUCCCGUUCCUACCAAAGAGCUUGACACAGAGGAAAUUGUGCCACCGAUUCCUAGUGAAAAGUCAGAGACCGAGGAAAUAACACCUCCCGUUCCUACCAAAGAGCUUGACACAGAGGAAAUUGUGCCACCGAUUCCUAGUGAAAAGUCAGAGACCGAGGAAAUAACACCUCCCGUUCCUACCAAAGAGCUUGACACAGAGGAAAUUGUGCCACCGAUUCCUAGUGAAAAGUCAGAGACCGAGGAAAUAACACCUCCCGUUCCUACCAAAGAGCUUGACACAGAGGAAAUUGUGCCACCGAUUCCUAGUGAAAAGUCAGAGACCGAGGAAAUAACACCUCCCCUUCCUACCAAAGAGCUUGACACAGAGGAAAUUGUGCCACCGAUUCCUAGUGAAAAGUCAGAGACCGAGGAAAUAACACCUCCCGUUCCUACCAAAGAGCUUGACACAGAGGAAACUGUGCCACCGAUUCCUACUGAAAAGUCAGACACCGAGGAAAUAACACCUCCCAUUCCUACCAAAGAGCUUGACACAGAGGAAACUGUGCCACCAAUUUCUAGUGAAAAGGCAGACACCGAGGAAAUAACACCUUCCAUUCCUACCAAAGAGCUCAACUUUGAGAAAAGCACUCCUCUUAUUCCAACCAAGGAGCUUGACACCAAGGAAAUCACACCUCCCAUUCUGACCGAAGAGCUUGGCAGAGAGAAAAUUGUCUCGCCAAUUUCUAGUGAAAAGUCAGACACCGAGGAAAUUACACCUCCAAUUCCUAGCAAAGAACUUGACACAGAGGAAAUUGUGCCACAAAUUCUGAGUGGAAAGUCAGACACUGACGAAAUAAGACCUUCCAUUUGUACUCAGGAGCUCAACUUUGAGGAAAGCACACCUCUAAUUCCAACCAAGGAGCUUGACACCAAGGAAAUCACACCUCCCAUUCCAAAAGUAGAGCUUGGCAGAGAGGAAAUACCUCCAAUGACUACCGAAGAGCUUCACGCAGAGGGAAUUACGCUUCCAAUUCCAACCCAGGACCUUGACUCUGAGGAAAUUAAACCUUCAAUUCCAACCCAGGAGUUUGUCACCAAGGAAAUCACACAAGUUCAUACCAAGGAGCCCAACACAGAGAACAUGACCGCGGAUGAAACACAUGAAGAUGCUAACCUGUCAAAGUCAGAUCAAAUCCUAAAAGAAUUAGACAGCAUUGAUGAGAUCCAUGAAUUUGUGGACUGCCUCACUGAUAUAAACCAAGCAGAGUCUUCAGAGAUGCUGGCUGAAAGUAAAGAUGUUGGCACAGAAGAUGAUCUUGAAGAUCUAGCGGGCAAUCAAAGCGAAACAGAAGCUUCCAAAGUGGACAGUGAAGAGUGUGUAUCUAUGGCAGAAGCUGAAAGGAGAGAUGGAGGUCAGAGAUCUUUGUUGGAACCUGUCGAACAACUUCAGGUAGAGGAUCAAAUUCCUGUUGUGAAUGAGUUGCAAAGUUUAAGAGAUGUACAAGAAGACAUCACACAUUUACAAGAAAAUGUUACAGCAGAAACAAUAAUUGAUGAACCAGAACAGGAAACAGUUGCUUGCACUGAACUAAAGGAAACAGAUGCAGUACAAGACUUUCUCCCAGCAGUCAUAAUACAUUUGGAGGAAAAGGAAGUCAAAGUAACCUCAGAAAACCUUCCAGGAGGAUUUAAAGAGGACCCAAAGCCAACAACAGAGAUUUUAUCUGAAGCCAGCUUGGAUUCUGUUGACGUCUCAGAAGCACAAACAGAUGCGUUGCCUUCGGAGGAAUGUAGUGUUCAACUUGCUGAAGAUAAAAUCCUUUCCGCAGAGGUCGUGAGUGAACUCAAGGAGGCAACAGAACUCUUGCGUGAAGUCAGUGUUGAACCAGAAAACAAAGCUGUAGCAAAGGAGCCAGUGGAUGAAUCAGAAGAACCUAUUCAAGAAAUAGAAGAUGUGCAAGCAACACAGUUUGAAUCAGAGAAAGCAGGAGUACUUGUUGAAAAACUGAACGAGGAGACAGUCUUGCUGCCUGAAAUUGAGGACAAAACAAUGGCUGCACCUGAAAUUGAAUUUGUUCAGGAACCACAAGCAUUAGUAGUAGCACAGGAAAGACAGUUUGGAUCAGUUACAGUUGACGUCCAAUACGCUGACCUCGAAGAACAUAUUAAUGAAGAAGAACCUCCGAUGGAAGAAGUCAAAGAGGAGAAUGUGCCUCUGCUCCAAACCAAUGUUGAGCCAGAAGAAAAAGAACAGAAGUCAGUGAGCGACUCCCAAAUAGAACACAUAAAAGAGGAAAAAGACACAAGAGUAGAAGACAUGUCAGUUAAACCUAAAGAAAUAUCAGAAGGUAUAAUUACAGAAGAAACCAUGAUUGCUGAAUUUAAAGAUAGACCCGUGCCUCUAACUGACCAUGAACCACUAAGCCAAGACCAGAAGGCCAAAGCUGAACUUAGUCCUGAUCAAGAAGUAGUCCAAAAAUCAUGUCAACACAAAGAAAUAGGUGAAGGCACCCAUCCACGGGGAACCAUGAAAGAAGAAUGUGAAGAGGAGACUGUGACUCAGCUUCAAACCAAUAUUGAGUCAGCGAAAGAUGAUAAGGUGGAAGUACAUGUAUCUGAAAUUGAACUGGUGAAAGAAAUAGAAGGAACACACCCUACUCAAUCAACACAGACACAAUCGGUUGACACAGAACAAGCCAUCGUUGCAGAAGAAAAGAUGACAGAACUCAAAGAGGAGACUGUGUGUUUAACGUCAGUCCAACCAGAGAGUGGCCUGAAAGUGGUGGAUGUAGCCAAAACUGAACCAAAUCCAGAACAAGCUGUAGUAGAAGAGGACGAAGCAAUAACAGAAGACAUUGCUAAGGAGAGAACAGUUUCAGUUGCACUUAAAGAGGAGGCCGUGCGACUAAGUGAAAUUAAUGUGGAACCACAGGAUAAAGACGAGGAAGCAGUGAAUGAAACUGAAAACAUAAAAGCUGUAAAAUCCGAAGCCUUUGCAUCAGAAGAAGGCAAUGAAGUAAUACAUCAAUCUGAAGAAACAACAGAAGGCAUUCUGGUCAAGGUAAUCCCUCCAGGCGAACUCAAAGAGGAAGCGGAGCCACUACAUGAAGUCACUCCAGGGAACGAAGGCAAGAAGCAACAAACUGAUUUGACAGAGGACGAUAUUUUGCCAGAGAAAACCACUGAAGAUGCACAGAAUGAAAUAACGAAAUCGAGUCCUGAAACAGAAGCACUGCAAAGUACAAGUGAUCUAGUUCGAGAGCUGGAAGAAGAUACUGUAGUUGCGGCAGAAACAGUGGAGGUGGCUAUAUCUCGACUGGGAAUCAGUGAAAAAAGUAUCACUCGGACACUUCCAAAGGAAACAUUGGCAGAAGAUAUUCCAAAACCAGAAACAGAGAAUGAAAUCACUUCCGAAGGGGAGAAAACCAAGUCUCAACUGGAUCAAGCUUUAGAUAAGGAGGAGGAUCCAGAACCAGAGAACACUGCUGAUGACCUCCCACAAGUUAUGGAGGAGGAAGAUGGCACACCACAAGUCACAGAAGCAGAUGUAUCUUCACAGCAAGGGGAAACAAGGUGCGCCCAGAUCCUUGAAAAGGUUAUUUAUGAAGAAAUCCCAGAAUUUUGUGGCAAUCUUGCAGACCAAGUCAAACUUGAGGUGGAUCCAAGUGACAUAAAAACUAGAAUUGAGGGAGAAAACUGUGAUCGAUCAGAUGUAGAGGUGACGACUGCUACAGCCGAGCACGCAGUGGUGAGUCAAGUGACCAUCUGUGAUCUUAAAGAGGUCUCAACCUCUCCACCUGAUCUGAUUGCGACACCGUCUGCCAUACGGGAACCACUACAGGGCUCUGUGGUCACAACAUCCACAGAAACUGCUGUGAAUGAAGCACUGCUGAUGACAGAUGAUGUGGCAGAAAUGGCAAAGAUGGGCAAUGAGGUCAUGAUGAUGCAUGUGCCAGCGACAGUGAUAGAGGACAACCACAGCAUUCAAGUACAAGUUGUCCAAGUGGACAUCACAUUGGCAGAGAGGAGCGUGGAUCAGAGGCUGCAAGUCGAGAUAAGAGAAAAAGGAGUCAUUGACGUGUGUAACGCAAGUGUUGAACAUGUUUCCGCAUCUAUGGGGGUUGAGCACGUAAUACAUGAGGACUAUACGGUGAUCCGUCAUGCAGUUGUUCCACAAGUAAGGGAGACCCAACCUGAGACCUUCGAACAAGUGGUCUUAAUAGAAGCAAAGGAAGUUGAACUUGCGAAAGAUGAUGGAAAUAUGGAAAUACCAGACAAGGAGCUUGCUCACAAGAGAGAGAAUCUGGCAGAGGCAUCACAACGAGAAGCUGACACACGCAGUUUAGAGGUCCCCAUAUGUCAGGAGAGUUUAGAGGAAACAAUAGGUGACCUGGGAAAAUCUGAAGUGACAGAGGACCUAAGACAGACAAGAUCACCUAAUACAGUACCACAAAAUAUUUCCGUAGAAUCAAUGUCAGAGUCUGAGUGGGAAAAGGAGGAUGGAAAUUGGGCCCUUGAGGCAGAGAAGCCAAUGGCACCAACUGAUGAUGUUCAGGCACCAGUAGUAGAAGAAGAACCCUCAUCCCAAACAGAUAGUCAUGAGGACACAGAGCCAGCUCGGAAAGGUCCUCAAACCACAGUAGUGGAAGAGCCUUUACCCAAAAGAGAGGCAGUUGCUAGUCAAAAAGAGAAAGAUCUGACUGAGGAAGGAGUACAGUCACGAGAACCCUUAUCCCCAACAGCUCUAAACACAGAGCCAACCGAGGAGAGUCCUCAGACCCCAACAGCAGAAGAACCACUAUCCCAAACUGUUACACAAGGCCCUUUGUCCCAACUAGAUCCACUUGAUGACCUAAAAACAACACAGCAAAGUGAGGUUAGUGUUCAGGCACUAGAAAAAGAGAAACACAUAUCCCAAAUAGAUAAAGAUGACAAUUUGACUAAGGUUAGUGUUCUUACCCCUGAAACAAAAGAGCACCUACCCAUGCUGGAUACAGUUGUUCGACACGCGACGCUAAUAAAAGAAGGUCUUCAGAUUCUGGUAGCAGAAGAAAUCCUUUCGGAAUUACCACCAGUUGUUAGCUAUAAAGAGACCGUGGCCACUGAGGUUGGCAUUCUGGAACUGGACUCUGUAGAUUUAGUUCACCACAAACAGACUGGUAUUAGUAGGCAAAGUGUUCAGCCACAAGAAACAGAAGAGUCUUUAUGCCCCAAAGAGCCAGUUGAGAGCCAAACACAAGCAGUGCAAACCAAGGAGAGUCAUCAGGCACCAAAAGCAGAGGAGUCGAUAUCCCAAAAAGAAUCCACUGAAAGUCAGAAACAGAUGGCGCUACCGGAGGACCAUGAUCUACCCCAUAAAGACUCCACUGAGACCCAGAAACGGACUGAGCCACCAGAGGAGCAUUUUCAACUCAAGAAAGAGUCCAGCCAGACUCAGAAACAGACAGAGCUACUACAGAAACAUGUUCAGGCAAGAAAAAUCCAAGAGUCCCUAGCCCAAAAAGAAUCCACUGAGACCCAGAAAGAGACAGAGCGCACCGAGUCGUCUGUUCAGGCCCCAGAAACGGAAAACAGCCCAUUCUCAAAAGAGCCUGCCGACGGCCAAAAACAGACAGUUCGGAUUAAAGAGACCUCAGAACCGGCAAGAGAAUUAGAUUCAAUGGAGAUCACAGUGUCCACAGACCCUCCGGUCCUUUUGGAUUCUGGACUCCAAGAAGCAGCAGAGGAAAUCCUACCAGUGUUAGCAGUAGAGAAACUUCAACCAGUGGAAACAGGAGAAAAAAUUGCAUCCAAGGCAAAUGAAAUACCCAACAUCCGGGGAACAGACACGUUCCAAACUGUACAAAAACCAGAAUCCGAGGCCCUUGUCAAAGAAGCAGAUGACAAACAGGACAUAUGGGUGGACGCAAGGGAAGACCUCGAAUUUCAAGAGGAAACAGACCAGUUGCCGUCUCAAGAUGAGAACUCACGACAUGACUGCAAGCCAGAAACAAAAACAGCACACGAGGAGGAGUCCGAAAUGGUGCCGAUUCCUGAACCCGAGGCCGAAAGUAACAACGAAGAUGAGCAUUUUGCCGUUGCACUUGACGAUCCCAAAACGGAAAGCGUUGCAGUCAUCGAGUGGGACUGAGCAGGUUGCUUAGAUAUGCAGAAAGUCAUCGCGGGGGAGGAUACAGUCAACUCAUGUCAUUUUCACUCUCAUUUGGAUUACUCAUCAUACUAUUCUUGUUUGGUGCCAUUUUGUUUGGUAUUUAAUCACAUUUGCUACAUAAUCGCAUAUUCAGUGAACACCUGCUCAUUCGCAGGUUGGGAUCCGCAAAUUUGUCUCGUCAAGAUUUCAAGGACUUUGUCAUACCAACACAGGUUUUCAUGUGAUGCGGCACAAAAUGAAACGAAAUGUGGAUGGAAAUUGGGGGACCCUAACCUAAUCUAGCAUGUCUGCCUCACAGUUCUGAGGUACGAGGUUCGAAUCUUGGUCCUUGUGUCGUUUGUGUGCUCUGGCUUCCUCCCACAUUCCCAAAACAGAAUAUGACGAUGUAUUAAGACACUUGUAUAGUUCUUCACAAUGUAUAUCAGUGGUCCGCUGUGUUUUGGUUCAUGCUAGUAGUUGGCAACGGGUGGAGCGGGAGGUCUGACUUCCCAAUCGGGAGCUAAUCGGCGGUGGGGCCAGCCGCCAAGAUUUGAAUUGUACAACUACGUCCUCUUGGUGUCACUUUUUCCCCCCCCUCAGGCGGCCCUCUUGUCACGGAAUCCACCGAAACCCAAAGUGACGCACCGAAUGGCGGCCGUAACCUUCGUAGCCUUCGUUUACGGCUCCAUUCAUUGUUUACCCCGAAGACAUAUUGUCCUGUAAACUGCAGGGGCGAUUUACGGAUAAGGAUUUGCGCUCAGGAACGCAAUUGUCCUCUUUCAAGCUUAAAGUUGAAAAAGAAAUCGCUGAAGCAGUCGACACCUCUGCAGGCAUCCCGCUACACUGUAAAAAUGUUUCUUCGAGCGCUUAUAAAAAUACACGACACUAUCU
Phyllopteryx taeniolatus (common seadragon) is the source of this 14891-nucleotide messenger RNA. RefSeq names its product A kinase (PRKA) anchor protein 12a (gene akap12a). The coding region runs from base 912 to 14000 and encodes 4362 amino acids. Gene Ontology annotation, molecular function: calmodulin binding. The transcript is spliced from 5 exons. Lineage: Eukaryota; Metazoa; Chordata; Actinopteri; Syngnathiformes; Syngnathidae. The record is from RefSeq and is a predicted model, not a curated record.